Molecule: messenger RNA, 1689 nt
Organism: Trichomycterus rosablanca
Lineage: Eukaryota; Metazoa; Chordata; Actinopteri; Siluriformes; Trichomycteridae
Exons: 5
Coding region: 89-769 (226 amino acids)
Source: RefSeq, a predicted model, not a curated record
UGCAGCGUUUAACUUCACCAGGUCAGAUCCAGAGAAAGAGAUCAGAAAUCAGAUUCAGAAAGGUGUAUUUGGACGUUGUUUAUUAACAAUGGCUACUGCAGUUACAUGCAUACAAACCAAGCAAAAACACAUUAAGGAGGAUUUUCUUCAGCCUGAUCUUAAAGAUGGGAAAAGUAAAUAUUUAGAGAAGAUCAGUGAUGUCGUCCAAAAGCAUUGUGAUUCACAGAUUGAGUUAAAAACAAGACAAAAAGACAAGACACCAGCUAAGCAGGAGAAGUACAGAUUUAGAGUGAAGUCUUUUGAAGAUACAUCAUUCAAACAGUAUCCCGACAUGUUAGAAGAGUGGGAGCAGUUCUACCUACCAGAUGAAAUGAAGAUGAAGGUUUUUGGUGUUCUGGAAGAUUUUCCCUGUGACAGCUCUGAUGAUAAACUGGUGUUGAUGGUGUGUGAGGACGGUCAAGUGUUCGGCUAUGAAGAACAGAAGCUACAUGUGGUGGCCAACAACCUGAAUGAGCUCUUUGAAAAUGGGCUUCAGUUUCCAGGCACUGAUCAAUUCUACAGAGGCCAAAGCUUUGAAAAAAUGACAGGUGACGACUGGGAUAAACUGAAAGAAACAAGUCAGAUGAUGAAGGAACACAAGGAAUUUUUAAAGAAAGAAGAGCCUUCCUACCUAGAGAGUCUGAAGAGGAUCAUGGAGCCAGAACAUCUACAUGAUCCUGCUCAAAUGGGGGGAGCAGCAAAAGAAGUUGAACCAGUUCCUGUUUUUUAAAGAAGCACAAGAAUCAAGUUUUUGUGUAAUGUUUCUCUUACUGUUCAACCAUAGAUACUGGAGUGUGUAAACUGUAGCUGAAACUUCACACUUUCUGGAACGUGUAUAUAAUACAGAAGACCUACAAAAUUCAUGUGAACACCAGCAAUUAUUGUACCGUUUACUUCUGGAUAGUGAUUAUUUGUUUUCUCUGUUUUUCUAUAAAAUCAGUAUAAACACAAUGAGGAAUUAAAUGUACAAUUGUGAAGGGAAUAUUCCAGAUUUAUUCGUAGUAAAUUCCCUCUGUACAGUUUUACUUUGUCAUGAGGUAAGGGACAUAACAUGACUGUUCUAUGAAGAAACUCGUUCCUCAAAGUUCAGUAAUUAACUGAGCAAUUAAGAUCAAUUUGUAUAGAUUAAUAGUUAAACAUUUUUUAGGAAGUUAUUCUGAUGGUCUUUACUGUAUUUGUUUACUUCAUAAAGAAAAUGAUGUAAAUUGUAAAAUCUGCUUAUAAAUAAUGUAAAAUUAGAUCAUCCUGUGUUCACGAGCUCUAGGAGGGCAAGUAGUCAUCAAACCCCACAACACAGCUUCAUGGGUACUCCACAUUUGCACAAGUGUUUAGGUUGAGCUGUAUAUGUACAUAAAGGUUCAUAAGAAAGAGGCUGGUGAGUGAAUACAGUGUUCAAUAAACACAAACCAUGUUAAAUCCCACAACAUACCAGAGACACCAGACCCUCUCAGUGUAUGGAUAAAGCAAACAUGUCUACAAAGUUUUCUUUACCACAAUGUGCUCGCCCACUUUUAAAGUGUAGGGUUUAGGAUAAAUCAUCUUAUUAUUUACCUUAUAUUUAAAAUUUAUGUAAAUUACUGCCUGUGCCUUUUGCACCACUGAACUCUCGAAUGUGCAUUUGUUUUUGAAAUUACAACUGUAAUUACUCUC